This is a messenger RNA of Adineta ricciae, 1251 nucleotides long. The record is from the annotation of a GenBank genome assembly. NCBI's taxonomy places the organism in Eukaryota, Metazoa, Rotifera, Eurotatoria, Adinetida, Adinetidae.
AUGAAGAAUAAAACGAUCUUUCUAUACUUGUGCGCUGUUCUCGUUGUUAUCCAUGGCCAACUAUCCAUUGACGAACUAUUUCUUUUCACUUCGAAAUAUACUCUAUCUGGUAAUUGUACAGGUUUUCAAUACAAUUUUUCUAAUUUUCGAGUCCAGCCAAAUGUCUACAACCAAUUGACCUUCGAUUGUCAAUCGUCGGAACUGGUUCUUCGAAAUCAAGACAAUUCGUUCUCUUCGAUUUGCCCAGCUGAUGAAAAGUACGCUCAAGCCAUACGUAUUCACUUUAAUCAACCGAUUCCAACAUGGAUUCAAGUAAAUCAACUGCAAUUAUACGGAAUCGAACUUUGUUCACUCGACGAGCUUCUUCGAAACGUUUAUCCUGAACAUUCUCACUAUCGAUCACGAUGGGCUUUGUUAAUCAAUCUUGAUAAUAAUGAUAAAAAUCAACAGCAUCUUGCUAUUGCCACUGAUGGUGGAAUGACUUUUAUGCUAUUUCUUCUUUCACCAGAUGAGAAUUCCACAAUCGCUUAUAAUCAAAUCGAUCUGAUAUUUCCGGGCGAACAAAGUUUUCGAUUCAAUCAAUCGAGAAUCAAUGUAUGGCGAGUCGAUCCAGGUUAUGGUCGUUCUCCAAGAUCCAUUGAAUUCUCCGAUUAUCAAUUAUCCAAAACAUCUUUUACUCUCUUUGCCAACGAAACUUUUGUCGUUUAUGGUACGCAGGUCUCCUUACCACGUCGAUUUCUUGUGUAUGUUGAUGAUACAUUAGCAUCAUGUAAAUACGAUUAUAUCCUCCAAUGCCAAUUUCCAAUUUUGCCAUUAUAUCUAUCGGAUACCCACCAGCCCGUGUUGAAAAUUCUCUACAGUAGACUUCAGAUUUUAAACACAACAUUAACAUUGGUGCCACGCACACGUUUGCAUCAGGUUCCAACGAACCAUAGCUUAACUGAAAUCACGACAUUCGAAGUAACACUCGAUGAAAAUCUUUGUCGGAAUCAAUCGUUGAAAUCUUUAUUCACUUUCAUUGUUCAUUUAUGGAAAGAAGAUGUGAAUGGCAAUGCGCGAUAUAGCAAACAUGAGAAAGACGAUCUAAGAGAAGUUGAAUGCAAUGCAACUGUACCUAUUGGCCAAGAAAUUCACAAAUUGGUCAGUCCGUUAUCAAUUGACGAUGUGAUUUCAAUGGAUGUUGAUCUUAUUCAUCAGUGGUACGAUCAUCGAAACUGUCGAGCAGAAAGAACCAGAAUUUCGUUCAUAUAA